AUGAACCCGACCUUCUUUUUACAAGGCCUCGGCCGGACUGCCCUACGCAGUGCUGUCCAGCCGGCUUUGUCGCGGAGCUUCAGCAGCUCCAUUCCCGCCUUAUCCAGUGCAAUUCCUCCACGGGGCUGGACCCCAACACCAUUUGUGGCGGAGACAGUGGGAGGUGGCUGGCACACAUAUGAUAUCUUCUCGCGACUCCUCAAAGAGCGAAUUAUCUGCCUCAAUGGCGAAGUCGACGAGAGCAUGUCUGCAUCUAUUGUUGCGCAGCUCCUCUUCCUCGAAGCCGAUAACCCCCAGAAACCCAUCCACUUAUACAUCAACUCCCCUGGAGGCUCAGUCACAGCCGGCCUUGCAAUCUACGAUACCAUGACCUACAUCACCUCCCCUGUCAGCACCAUCUGCGUCGGACAGGCGGCCUCCAUGGGCUCGCUGUUACUCUGCGGUGGCCAUCCGGGCAAACGGUACUGUCUUCCUCACUCGUCGAUCAUGAUCCACCAGCCAUCGGGCGGGUACUUCGGCCAGGCGAGCGACAUCGCCAUCCACGCCAAGGAGAUCCUGCGCGUGCGCAGCCAAUUGAACAAGAUCUACAAGCGACAUCUCACUGGGAAUAAGGAGCUGUCGCUCGAGGAGAUUGAGAAAUUGAUGGAGCGGGACUACUUCAUGGGGGCGAACGAGGCGUUGGAAAUGGGCAUCGUUGACGAGAUUCUGGACCGCCGGGUCAAGUCGCAAGAGGAAGGGGGGGAAGGUGAAGGAAAGCCGCCCGUGUCGUGA
Aspergillus clavatus NRRL 1 is the source of this 771-nucleotide messenger RNA. Its product is annotated as ATP-dependent Clp protease proteolytic subunit. Gene Ontology annotation, cellular component: endopeptidase Clp complex. Gene Ontology annotation, biological process: protein quality control for misfolded or incompletely synthesized proteins. The transcript is spliced from 5 exons. The record is from RefSeq and is a predicted model, not a curated record. Gene Ontology annotation, molecular function: ATPase binding; ATP-dependent peptidase activity; serine-type endopeptidase activity. Lineage: Eukaryota; Fungi; Ascomycota; Eurotiomycetes; Eurotiales; Aspergillaceae. The coding region runs from base 1 to 771 and encodes 256 amino acids.